UUUUUUGACGAAUGGCGAAGAUUUCUGUGAACCACAUGCGAUGGAAGCCAUGGAGGACAUUAACAACCAACGACUUCAUUUCACUGUAAUCUCAAAUCUUCCACUUCCAAAGGUGCAAAAUCCGCCGGAUUAGACCAGCAAAACGGCUAUCAGAUUCAUAUGGCUGCUCCACUGGUGGAAGGCGCAGCCGCCGCAGCUCUCCGGUCGGUGAUGCUCCGAGUCCGGCAGGUGGCUGAGCGGUCUGGCCGGCGAUCCGAUCAGGUCCGCGUCGUGGCAGUCUCCAAAACGAAGCCUGUGUCGCUCAUCCGCCAAGUCUACGAGGCUUCCCAUCGAUGCUUCGGAGAGAACUACGUCCAGGAGAUUAUUGAUAAAGCUCCUCAGCUUCCUCGAGACAUUGAAUGGCACUUUAUUGGGCAUCUCCAGAGCAACAAAGUUAAAUCGCUUCUGGCUGGAGUUCCAAACCUGGCCAUGGUUGAGGGUGUAGAUAAUGAGAAGCUUGCAAAUCAUCUCGAUCGUGCAGUUUCAUACAUCGUAAGGGAUCCUUUAAAGCUUCUAAUCCAAGUAAACACCAGUGGAGAAAUAUCAAAAUCUGGUGUUGAUCCUUCUAGAUGCGUCGAACUUGCUAAGCAUGUGAAGUUAUGCUGCCCACAUCUUGAGCUUUCUGGGUUAAUGACAAUUGGGAUGCCAGAUUAUUCUUCCACUCCAGAGAACUUUAAGACAUUAUUGAAAUGUAGAGCUGAGGUCUGCCGGGCACUUGAAAUGGCAGAAGAGCACUGUGAACUGUCGAUGGGAAUGUCUGGUGAUUUCGAGUUGGCGAUCGAAAUGGGCAGCACCAAUGUGAGAAUUGGAUCCACCAUAUUCGGUCCAAGGGAAUAUGCAAAGAAACAAGCAGAGUAGCAUCAAGAUUAGUUUUCCUUUAUUCAUUGUUAAACACAACAAUUUAUUCAUUGUUAUAUCCAUAUUAAUUGUUAAACACAACAUUGGAUAAAAAAAGAUUUUAUAGUACACUAAAAAUGAAGUCUAUUUAGUAUCGUUCCUAUUUCUUAUUUUUAAUAAAGAAAAAUAGAAUUGCACGGCCUCA
This is a messenger RNA of Momordica charantia (bitter melon), 1081 nucleotides long. RefSeq names its product Putative pyridoxal phosphate-dependent enzyme, YBL036C type. Gene Ontology annotation, cellular component: intracellular anatomical structure. Gene Ontology annotation, molecular function: pyridoxal phosphate binding. Lineage: Eukaryota; Viridiplantae; Streptophyta; Magnoliopsida; Cucurbitales; Cucurbitaceae. The record is from RefSeq and is a predicted model, not a curated record.